CCCCCCCCCGCGGCUUCCAGCCGGGAAGCCGGCGGUCUCGUCCCGGGGGCGACCGAGCGCGAGGCUGAGCCUUCUCCAAAGGGCAAUGGCGGCCAUCGGAGACCUGCCCGAGGAGGUGAUCGCGGACGUGCUUUCGCGGGUCCCCUCCUGGGACCUGGUGCGCAGCUGCCGCCUCGUCUGCUCGCGGUGGCAGGAGGUGGCCGACGCCUUGAACGCUCCCUGGAAGCACAGGUGCCAGCGGGAGGGCCUUGCGAAGCCCGGCGGGGACGUCCGGGACUGGCGGACGCUCUACUUCCUCUGGCGCUCGAAGAGGAACUUGGUCCAGAAUGCCUGUGGGGAAGAGGGUUUGAACUUCUGGGAAAUUCAUCCCGAGGAAGAGGAUGCUUGGAGUGCUGGCAAGCUGGAAGGAUUUCCCCUCGCGCACGUGACUUCUGGCUUCGGUGCAUUUAGUGGGCCGAAACCCAAAAGGCAGCUCAUCACUUUAAAGGAUUUUGGCUACUGGGAUGAACUGAUGGACCAUGUCAAACCCGACAUCAAGGUGAUAGACUGGACAGAUGUUUUCGAUCCUUAUAUCUACACCCUGAACGUGCAGCUGUUGUCUGCGGAUCGUCAGGUCCUUCGCCAAUGCCACACCGCAGAUGUCAGCGUCACCACAGACACAGAGGAACUCUGGAGCGAGAUUUCGUACACGUUUCAGAACUACCCUGCUGGCGUCCGCCACGUCCUUUUUCAACAUGGAAUCAGUGGCGUGGACUCGGGCACCCUAACCAACAGCAGCGUCACUGUCGAGCCACACUUUUGACAUGAAAAGGAGGGGAUUCAAAGGAAAAUGGAAAAGGAAAAGGAAAAAAUGGAAAAGGAAAAUGGAAAAGGAAAAGCAGGUUCAGUGCCGGCCAUCUUGCUUUCUUUCUCAUGCUAAAAUUGUUGGCUAAAACUCCCAGCAAAUAAAGUUAGAAUGUAUU
Varanus komodoensis (Komodo dragon) is the source of this 962-nucleotide messenger RNA. RefSeq names its product F-box only protein 6-like. The record is from RefSeq and is a predicted model, not a curated record. The transcript has 6 exons. Gene Ontology annotation, biological process: SCF-dependent proteasomal ubiquitin-dependent protein catabolic process; glycoprotein catabolic process. Gene Ontology annotation, molecular function: protein binding; ubiquitin protein ligase activity. Lineage: Eukaryota; Metazoa; Chordata; Lepidosauria; Squamata; Varanidae. Gene Ontology annotation, cellular component: SCF ubiquitin ligase complex; cytoplasm. Bases 86 to 802 code for a protein of 238 amino acids.